AUGCUACACAACGCAAAAGUGCGCCUGGGGCCGUGCUGGAAGCUACUCUCGCUUGUCCUGUGCCUGGCCGCUGUCGUCCCCAUUACCCUCGCCCAGACUCCAACAAAAACAGCAGUAACUCAACCUACAACCUCAACUGGCGUAGUCGUACCCUCCUCCACACCUGUCGCCUCUCCAACCACACCUGCACCUGCACCUGCACCACUCCCUCCGGGCACCAGAGAACUCCAAGACGGACAAGUCGUCGCCGACAAGGUCGCCCAAGGUCAACUUCAGACAUACCACUUUUCAAUCAUACAAGGACAAAGCCUGCCCGUAAAGAGACAGCUCGAGCGUAUCAUCUUUCACCCUGGCAACAACAACAACCUCCAAAGCCUCCAGAAACGACAGACACCACCACCACCAACUUCUGUUAACCUUACCGCAACCACAGGAACUCCCGCUCCAACAAGGACCAUUGCCCCAACCGUACCCUCACCUGGACCUGAUGGUGAAUACCUGGUGUUUAUCUCUGUCUCGACAUGCUCCACUCCAAAGUCAGGCGACGGUCUCUGCCCUCCUCUUGAGCUCUAUGUAUCAACAUCUGCAAAUCAACCCCUCCCCGGUCCUGGACAGGCGAUCAAACCAGAGUAUAGCGAGGAAGGUCUGAUCCGAUUUACAGUCAAUACAAAGAAAGAUGUCUUUUUCAGCUUGCACGCGCCCACUCUCACUGGAACAUGGACAGGGGACUGGGCUGUUGAAGUCGGCGCAUCCACGCAAGGCUAUGUUCAGGACUACGAGACUGCACUGGGCUUGGUUCUGGAUGACACGGACAAUGUGAGCGCCAGCUUCUUGACACACAACUUUACGGCUGUCCCGACCUUCAAGGUCUUCCUCGUCAGCUCGGACACCCUCCCCAUCGGCCUAACCCGCUCACUCUGCGCCAUUGAAGUCAUCCAGCCCGCUCCUCUCACCAAAACCAACAUGAUUGUCACACAAACCAACCGCACCAGCAACCUGGAUGGAUCCAUGGGAACGGAGAUCUUGCCUGCAGAACCAACCUUUGAGAUGUUUGGCCAACGGCGACAAGUCUUUGUUCAGUCUCUCGCUCCAGGAACCAACUACACAGCGUUCUUUAUCACGGAUGUCCUGAACCAUGCCGGAGCCGAGGUCAUGUUUGCGAUGACGACGUUUACAACCAAGAGGCACGACAACUGUGUGCUGAUUACAGACUUGCAGUUCUGUCAGGAGGUUGCCUAUUCGGUUCCCAUCACGCCUCAGUCGACCCUGGUAGGAGGAGUCAACUCGACGGCUAGACUGGAUAUCAAGAACUUUUACGACAAUUUUACCAGUAACUUGAUGGAUAACUUUGAUCGUGUGCUGGAGCAGUACGAUUGUUCGAGGUCGCAGUAUUCGCUGAUCAGGAAUUGUACAGACUGUUCGCGGGCGUAUCGUCGGUGGCUCUGUAGUAUCUCGAUCCCGCGGUGCACGGAUGUGGAAGAUGUGACGGAUGUACGGAAUCUUGGAUAUGCGCCAACACCGUUGCCGAAUCCGGAUACGGUCGAGAACCCUUAUUUGAUUGACAGGACGAGUGGACCAGUUGUUGUUGAGCGAAUGACGAACACGUCGAGGGGGGCGAUUUCGCAGUUGUUGCAGAAUCCGUUGAUGGACCCAGGGGAGUACGGAGAGGUGUUGCCGUGUAUUGAUCUAUGCUUUGAUGUGGUACAGAGCUGCCCCAACUUUUUGGGAUUUGACUGUCCGGUGAAGAACAUGGGCGGGAACUAUGCGAGGAUGAACGCGCAAGGGUUCCAAUGCAAUGGGCUUGGCGUUGUGCCUGUACCUUCAGCAGCGAGUCGAGUGCUGCAGCAAUUGAAGGGACUUGUGUUCCUUUUGGUGUUUGUUAGUACGAUUGGCGUUGCUGUCUUUUAA
Linnemannia hyalina is the source of this 1908-nucleotide messenger RNA. NCBI's taxonomy places the organism in Eukaryota, Fungi, Mortierellomycota, Mortierellomycetes, Mortierellales, Mortierellaceae. The record is from the annotation of a GenBank genome assembly.